Danio rerio (zebrafish) is the source of this 4110-nucleotide messenger RNA. RefSeq names its product glycoprotein M6Aa (gene gpm6aa). Gene Ontology annotation, cellular component: membrane. NCBI's taxonomy places the organism in Eukaryota, Metazoa, Chordata, Actinopteri, Cypriniformes, Danionidae. The record is from RefSeq and is marked provisional.
GCAGGCAAGAGAAAGGCGUUCAAGGAGCGGACUUUAAACCCACAGGCACAACACUGGUCACCGCCGUCGAGACCCCCGAAAUCACAGGACAAGGCAACAUGGAGGAGGACAUGGAUGAGGGACAGACCCAGAAGGGAUGUAUGGAGUGCUGUCUGAAAUGUCUAGGAGGAAUCCCUUACCCAUCGCUGAUUGCCACUAUACUGCUGUAUGCUGGAGUAGCUCUCUUCUGUGGAUGUGGACACGAAGCUCUCUCUGGAACGGUCACCAUCCUCCAGAACUACUUUGAGGUGAUCAGGGGACCUGGAGAUGGUCUGGAUGUGUUUACCAUCAUUGACAUCAUCAAGUAUGUGAUCUACGGCAUUGCUUCAGCUUUCUUCGUCUACGGUAUUCUUCUGAUGGUGGAAGGCUUCUUCACCAGUGGAGCCAUUAAGGACCUGUAUGGAGACUUCAAGAUCACCACCUGCGGACGCUGCGUCAGUGCAUGGUUCAUCAUGCUGACGUACAUCUUCAUGUUGGCUUGGCUUGGUGUGACAGCAUUCACCUCUUUGCCUGUCUUCAUAUAUUUCAACAUCUGGACCAUUUGCCAAAACACCACUGUUCUGCAGGGAGCGAGUUUAUGUCUUGACCCGCGCCAGUUCGGUGUUGUGCCCAUCGGAGAGGAGAAGACUUUAUGCGUAGGAUCAGAAAACUUCUUCAAAAUGUGUGAAUCAAAUGAGCUGGACAUGACCUUCCAUCUGUUUGUGUGUGCGUUGGCUGGAGCCGGAGCAGCAGUCAUUGCCAUGAUCCACUACCUGAUGGUUCUGUCUGCCAACUGGGCCUAUGUGAAGGAUGCGUGUAAAAUGCAGAAAUACGAGGAUUGCAAGUCCAAGGAGGAGCAGGAGCUGCAUGACAUCCACUCCACACGCUCCAAGGAAAGGCUCAAUGCCUACACAUAAGACAGGAAGCAGCAGCGAGGCGAGAGGACCCUCAGUGCUGUCACUUCCUGUUGAGGGAGUUUUGGCACUGGUAAAGUCCAGGUGGUGUGUCGUAUGACCAACCCCAUGGCCAACCCAUUACCUCUCGCACAAACAUUAUUAUUAUUAUUAUUAUUAUUAUUAUGAUUAUUAUUAGUGAUAGAAGUAGUGUUGUAGUUUUUUCACAUUGUUGUGUUUCAUUUUUUUCAAGAAUCUGUGCAGGUUCGGUUCCACGACAUGUUGCAAUUUUUUCAAAAUAUUUCUCUUUUUAAACUCAUUUUAAGCAUCGAUACAUCAAUCAUUCUUAUGUAGAGGGUCGGUUAUUGGGGUGAAAAAAAGCACAUUUUUCAUGUGUGUCUGUCUCAUUAUUAAGGACUUAAAAGCAUGAAAAAAAAAGAAAUUUUGGUAAAAAUGAAAUGAAUAAUUCUUUCUUUCUCUUUCUCUCUCUCUCUCUCUCUCUUUCUAUCAUUAAUUUUUUUAAUCAUCAAAAGGUAUAGAGCCUGAUACCAGCAGAUGACCUGCUCAUUCUGCGUUAUUUUGGUAAAAGAAAACUCAAAAAACUGAGGCAGAAAAGACAAAAAACAAAAUUAAGAUAUAACAGAUGUACCAUAAAGUGUUUAUUUAUUAUUUUUCUACAGAUGUCAUUGCAUAGCUUAUCAAGAUGAUUACAAGAUGACAGAAUGGUUAUUAUUUGCUUGCCGUGCUAAUUCAGACACGCAUAGUCCCAGUAGGUGGCAUUGUAACUGCUCUGAGAGGGAGAGCAACCUUCUUACUACUUUUUGAUAGAUGGUGAAGUCCAAAGUAUACAGAGUUUGUUUUGAACACAUUUGUUAGAAUGCAAAAUUGCUGCCUUUCAAAGUGUACUCCAUUUGACAGUGUACCCAAACACAGGUGCUUUAUCACUGGUAAAAUGAAUUUGAACGCGUUUAAAUUAGUGUGUAUCUUCAGAUGAUACACUUGUCAACACUAGUGUCCAUUGUUUUUGCAGUCUCAGUAGUUUGCUGGUGUUGUUUAUUAUGUAUAUCCCCUCUCACAAGCACUUGUCGAUGUUGGCGUGAGUUGUUUAUUCCGCCCUUCAGUAGUUUGCUGGGGUUUUUUUCUGACCGUGAAUCAACAGCCCAGUUCAAUGUUGACACCUUGUGGACAAACUAGGUAGUGCAAAAACAAUUCAAAGCACAUGUGAGUGCAUUGUCACAUUUGCUGUACAUGUAAAAAGUGAAGUAUACUUUGGGAUUAAGCCCUUUUCUGCAUUCUAUUCCAUCACAGCUUUCGAAGUAUUAGCUACACUUGCGUCAUCUCAAAACUACCAUAAUUUCGAGACUAUGACAUGCUAUCCUGAGCUGUUCACACAUUCACAGACUUGGAAUUAUGCAUUUUUUAUGACAGCUUUAUUAAAGCCUAACCAAACUCAAAUCUUUGGCAUAGCAUGUUCGUUAUAGCACUUAAGACGUAAGCGCUUUCUUGUGAACUCGUUCUGUCUCUGCAUUCGCCAUCUGUGUGGUCAAACAAAAAUAAAAGAGACAAAGUCAUCUAAUAAUAAAAAUGACAUCACUUUGACUGGAAAUGAAGAUGGCUGAAGUAUACUUUGGGCUUUAAGCAUUAAAUUAAGCCCAAUCUCACUGGAAAACGUACCUAUUUUACGUAUUGCCAAAAAGGUGGCUAAUUCGUACAAUGUCCAUUCUUUAAAAGGUACGAUUUUUUUCCAAAUAACGCUCACUCCUAACUACUAACUCAUUAGGAGCGUGACUAAAUUGUAUUAAAACAUACAAGUUGGCAUUGUAAGAAUUAGCCAGUAAAGUAAAAUAGUUACAAAUUGCUACAGAAUUGCGCUGUUUAUUUAUUUAAAUCGUACAAUAGUAUGAACGACCCCCUCUCUCUUCGGCAAACAAUGCAACUCCCCCUUAACUGGAAGCAAGCGACACAAGCACAAGCCUACAGCGUUAUAACCCCCUCUUUUUUAUUUUCCUAUACAAAUAGAUAUAGACACAGGGUUUGUUUGUUUUUAUUUGACGCGUUUUAUUUCCAGCUUUUGUACAUAGUCAUUCUGUAAAUGUAUGUACUGUACGUUAGCACUUAAAAACUUCAGGUGAAUUCGUAAUGGAUUAAAAAGAAUAAAACACACAUUCCAUGAUGGGAUAGGAUGGGAGGGGGGGGCGGAGGGAGGGUGUUCUUCUUAAAACCUAAGAAAAAUAAUGUUAAAAAAGACCAAGGAGAAGCGAGGCUAUCGUGAACAGAUCACUGGGCUGUUUUCUUUCCAAAGGAGGAAAUGUGAGGAUGAAAAGGAAUAUUUAAAGAGCUUAUACUACUAUUAUCUCGAUGACAGUUACUCGUUGUCUUGCUAACAAGUCAUUAUUAUAUCGGACGAUGGAGACGUCUUCUCUUUCUUUUAAUGCCUGGCAAGUCAUGUUCUGUCAGUGUUUCUAAGAGCUAGUUUUGUGCACUUAUUUGACCAUUUUGUGAGCUCUUUCUUGGUGUAAGUGCAUCGGGGCACCGGCUUUGUCAAGUCAGACCCCUGUAAUGUUAGGUAAAGACUGUGAACCUAAGUGUUAUUUGUGGCAUGGUCAUGCAUUCAAUGGUAAUCGUUUUACUGGAUCAAAAAAUAAAUAAAUAAUAAUGAUGAUAAUAAUAAUAAUGGAGAAAAAAAAAUCAAAAGAAGAAAAAAAAAACAAGAUAAACAGUUUUCAUUUCAUCUUUUUAUGAGUUUGUUCUAUGCGACUGUCUUGCUGGGUCAUCCCCUUCCUCAUAACGUGCAGUAAUUUGAAUCCUACGCUGAAAAAACAUUGCGCUGAAACUCCUACUCUUCGAUGGUAGUGUUUGAUUUGUGCCUGUUUACUUUGUGGUGAUCUCUCUAACUCCUCCUCUCACCUUUCUAUUACUAUUGCUUGUUGAGCCCCUGACUUUAAUGCUUUCUCUGAACCCUCACCUCUCUCUCUCUCUCUCUCUCUCUCUCUCUCUCUCUCUAUCUCUUACUCUGGCUCACUCUCCCUGUCCUCGUAUACUAGUCUUUUUUGUACUCUCACUAAAGAAUGCUUAGUAGCAAGCUGUACCAUUAAUUUGUUUUGUACAUAAAUGUGCCAACCGCUUGACAGUGGCUUUUCUGAUCUGUAGGGACAAACUGCUUGCAUAAAUAAACUACACUGGUGUACUUGUUAAUAAA